Messenger RNA from Magallana angulata, 2896 nucleotides. RefSeq names its product CDK5 and ABL1 enzyme substrate 1-like. The transcript is spliced from 13 exons. Lineage: Eukaryota; Metazoa; Mollusca; Bivalvia; Ostreida; Ostreidae. Bases 38 to 1531 code for a protein of 497 amino acids. Gene Ontology annotation, biological process: regulation of cell cycle. The record is from RefSeq and is a predicted model, not a curated record.
ACACCUCUGGCUUCAUGCAGUUUAUUCAUUACUUGAUAUGGCGACAGCGAGCAUGAAACAACAAAAGAGGAGAUCAAGACGAAGAAUAGCCGCUGUUAAUUUUCUGUCAAACAUUUCAUUAGAUGGAACCUACAGGGAUACUAAAUACCCAUUAUUCAAUCCAAAACACCAACGUCUAAAAGAUGAUAUCACGGAAGAAGUGGAAAAUCACAUAAAUAAAUCGAGUGCAGAAGAAAUUUGUGAGGAUGAAAGUGAAUCAAGUUUAGAAGGAACUCGAAAAGUAUCCGCUCUAUCAGCGGUUGAAAAUAAUAUAUCUGACAACAAAUCCGUCCAAAAAAAUGAAAAUGUGAAUAACUUACAGAGAAAUAUUUCCAAAGGAAAAAGGGGAAGUAUUGCAGUCAGCAUUUUUGAGGAGAGGGAGAGAUGGAGAAGAGAUUCCGGAAUUGGAUAUGCUCCCAAAGACAUUCCUGACAAACCAGAAGAGAAAUGUCCGCGACAGGAAGGAAACGUUAUUUUCCGAGGGAAGGACCUUCGACAGAUGAGUACGGAGACACGAAAGCUGCUCGCAAAUGAGAGGUUGAUGAUUGUCUCAAAAAAGAAAAACCCCUUCGUUGUCUCCUCAACCCUGAUGUACAGUCGUAAAUCACAGAUGCGCAGAGACGAGGAAAUCUUUGCCAGGGCCAGGACUGUGUCAGGGUCAGGUUCAAGGUCACUGUCCCAGGAGGGGCUGCUCUACCUGGGUCUCCAUGCCAUAGGGAAGGUGGAGGAGGGGCAGGACAUCUCCUAUGCAGAUUUCCUGGUACCCUCAAAAUCGCACCUUAGGAGGGUCUCGUCAGAGAGGGGGCCAUUGAAUGCCAUGGAAGCAGCCCCCAGCCAUCAAAAUCUUACUGCAGGUCGAGAGCUGACCAGGAGUAGGUCACAUGACCCCAAUCUGCUCCUACACCGACCGUCAAACGCUCCGUCACUGGAGAAAGUUCCAGAGGAGGCCACAACUGAUUGGUACGACCCCAAUGCACUGGACGACCGUGAGCUGCAAUGUGGGAGCUACAAGACUCUGCUGACAUUUUCCUCCUAUGUGACUUCAGUGAUAGACUAUGUGAAACCUUCAACUCUGAAGAAAGAGAUCAAUGAAAAGUUCAGAGAGAAAUACCCAGCCAUUCAACUGACCUUGACCAAGCUCAGAAGCAUUAAGAGGGAGUUAAAAGUGAUAACACACACCAAGUGUGGUUUAGACCUAUGGAUCGUGGCCCAAGCAUAUGUUUAUUUUGAGAAACUGAUAUUAAAGCUGAUGAUUAAUAAGCAGAAUAGGAAGCUAUGUGCUGGAGCCAGUCUGUUAUUGGCUGCCAAACUGAGUGACAUCAAAGGGGCGGAGCUUACAAAGCUCAUCAUGCAAAUAGAGGAGGACUUCCGUCUGCCCAGGAAGGAGCUGUUGGUGUUUGAGUUUGCGUGUCUGGUGGCCCUUGAGUUCUCCCUCCACGUGUCCGACACCGAGGUGUUUCCCCACUACCAGAGACUGCUCUACCAGUCCUGACCCAGUUCUGACCCAUCUCUACGGACACUGGGUCAACACACAAAGUCGACGAGACAGGACAAUGUUCAGUCACCCAUGAAGUCAACGGGACACAACAAGUCAACGAGACUCGACAAUGUUAAGUUGUCUCGCAUGUCGAGACUUAACUUCUUUACUCGUCUCAAAAAGAAAUAGUCAUUAUUUUUUUUUUCUGUAGGAUGUAGGAUAUGACUUAUUAUUAUUGAAUAAGCUUGCCUUACUUUUAAAGUCAGGGUUCUGACUCAAAUUAAACUACCUGAUGAGUCUUAAGUUAGUUUCAAGUCAGAAAGAAAUCAGCUUUCUGUAAAAUCCCAAAUCAUUAACAAAUCUUUUUUCUUAACACAGCUGAUUUCAUUAUAUUUGUUAAAAGCAAUAAUUUAAAGCCCCAAAUUUUCCAGUUUUCAUUGUUUCCUCUUCAAUUUCAAAUAUAUGUUGCCUUCUAUGCAUGUGGAUAUUACAGACAUCUUUGGGUAAAACCAGUGAUAUCAUAAAGUUAAUGGCUGCUAAAUCAUAUUUGUAACCCCUGUUGUUUUCAUCAUUCCAGACUUGAUUUCAGAUUUGUAAUAUACGGUACAUAUGUACAGUAAAAUUUGUCUUAUCUGACAUUUUAUUAACGGUAACUAAUUAAUGGAGAGAAAAAAUGUUAAGUAUAAGGACACCGAUCUUAAAAAGUAAGGAGCAAUAAGGAUGUGUUUCAUUAUAAACAAUGUUCACAAUAUGUGGUUUUCAGAUAAGACAGGUUUAACUGUUAGAACCAGAUUUUUAUCUCUCUCAUAUUCCCCUUCAUGUUUGUUGCAUACUUUGGUUAAAUUCCAGAUAUGAAUGGUCAUUAUUCAUUGAAGUUAACAAAGCUUGUAUAAAUAUGAAUAAUUUUUUGUUUUAUUUAUGAUCAGACGUUUUGUGGAAUAUGUAUUCAUUCAACUUGUUAGCUUUUUGUGGAAGGAAAUUUAAACAGAACGUGAUUUUAUUUAAAUGCAUUGAAAACAAACUUUCAUUGUCCAAGAGUUUAUAUCAGAAUUGAAGAUUUUUUAUGAUAACUAUGUAUACGUUCUUAAUUUGAGAGAUAUUGACAAUUUUACAACUUGGGUUAUGCUUGCAUAUAUUACAUUCCAAGGUUGUAAAAUGAAACACCAAAGUUAGGUUGGAUGUUGUCAGUAGUAUUGAUCUCAUUUGUUUUAAUAGUCAAUAAUGCCAUCCUUAAAAAUUGGUUUGCUUGGAAUUGCCGCCAAGAGGAGGUUUCUAGACCCAGGAGGCAGGGAGAGGAUUUUUUUCUAAAACUUAAAGUUUAACUAAAUCAAAAUUUAUAAAAAAUAAAAAUCUCAACAUAAAAAAAACUUUUUGUUUUCU